Molecule: messenger RNA, 1185 nt
Organism: Amblyraja radiata (thorny skate)
Lineage: Eukaryota; Metazoa; Chordata; Chondrichthyes; Rajiformes; Rajidae
Exons: 3
Coding region: 1-1185 (394 amino acids)
Source: RefSeq, a predicted model, not a curated record
AUGCCCGUGCGCCUCAACGCGACAACGAAGUCGGGUAAUUUGCUUGCCAAGGAUACUUUUCAGUUUUCAAAAGUUGAGCAUGACUGUGUGACUCCAGAAGUCGGGCAUGAGUCAGUCAGUCUGGAAGCCGUGAAUGAGUCAGUCAUGCAUCAUCCUCUCGGUGGACCAAGAUACAUGAUGGAACGAUGCCAGGACUCCAUGAUGUACGCUCGGAAGUAUGGCAAUGCUUCAUUCUUCAUUACGAUGACUUGCAAUCCAAACUGGAGCAAGAUCCGACAGUCCCUCUUUCACAAUCAGCAGCCGUGUGAUAGGCCAGACUUGAUUGCAAGAGUAUUUGAUCUGAAAAAGAAGCUAUUCAUCAAGUACGUCACUGGACCAAAUGGGCUCUUUGGCAACAGUAUAGCUUUUGUCUUCACUGUGGAAUAUCAGAAGAGAUGCCUGCCUCAUUUGCACUGUCUGCUGUGGCUUGACGAAGCAACUAAGCCAGGACCAAAUGAUUUUGACAGAUUUGUGCAAGCUGAAAUACCAGACCCGCAAGUAGCUCCUGAGCUGCAUGAAUUGGUACUCAAGCACACGAUUCAUGGACUGUUCUGCAACCACACAUCUCCAUGUUGGAAGAAAGGAGCAUGCAGUAAGAAAUUCCCAAAGCCAUUUAUCGCGAGCACAAGGUGUGCACAUAAUUCAAAUGCUCUAUACAGGAGAAGAUCUCCAGACAUGGGAGGAUUUCUGGGACAUCAAGAAGGACGCCAGCAUCGACCUAUCACUUCUGAUUGUGUGGUGCCCUAUAAUGCUCAACUAUUGAAGUUGUUCAAAUGUCACAUCAAUGUUGAGAUAUGCUCCUCUAUAAAGUCAUUCAAAUAUGACAUCAAGUACACCAUGAAGGGAAAUGAUCAAGCAUCUUUUAAAGUUAACAGGGAUGACAAAAUUUCACAGUACUUGACUGGCAGAUACAUCGGUCCAUCAGAAGCAGUGGAUUUAAUCCUUGGAUUUCUGACUCAUGAGAGACACCCCGCUGUCUUUCGACUCCAGGAACAUCUACCAGAACAACAACGAGUCUUUAUCAGACCCGAUGCUGCUGAACAAGGGACCAAUGAUGCUAUGACGAGAACAACUUUAACUGAAUUCAUGGCAUUGUGUUCUCAAGAGCCAUUUCCAAGAACACUCUACUAUGCUGAUGUUCCCUGA